Molecule: messenger RNA, 1293 nt
Organism: [Torrubiella] hemipterigena
Lineage: Eukaryota; Fungi; Ascomycota; Sordariomycetes; Hypocreales; Clavicipitaceae
Source: the annotation of a GenBank genome assembly
AUGAUUACACCUAUUCCUACGGGGAACUAUGCAGGUGUCGUUUAUUACGAUAUUACGCCUCCGAAUGAGACAUUAGAUGCAGAGAGCGACAAUGACCUGAUAUAUCCUCCAAUUUCGAACCAUGAACCACCGACAGUCGCAGUUAUUGGAGUGGGUUAUGUUGGGGAACACCUUGUGAUGGCAUUUGCUCAGAAAUUUCGCGUCAUCGGAUACGACGUCUCCGUUUCACGAAUUGCCGCCCUCAAACAGCGAGUCUCAUCAACUCAGAAUGUCUUGUUUACCUGUCGGCCCCAGGAUAUUGCGACCGCUAAGCAUUUCUUGAUAUCUGUUCCCACGCUUCUCAACCCAGAUAAGACAAUUGACGCAUCUUACUUGAAAGCCGCGUUGAAUACGGUUGGUCGCUAUGCUAGACCCGGCUCAACGGUCGUGAUUGAAAGUUCUGUGGCUGUAGGGAUGACGAGAGAGCUCCUUGGCCCUCUGUCUGUACGGAAAGGGUUCUUUGCAGGCAUGUCUCCCGAACGAGUUGAUCCAGGUCGCACAGAGCCUCCACCAUGCGACAUCCCAAAAAUCAUAUCCGGUUUAGACGAUUUGGCGCCAGGCUCACUGCAAGCCAUCCGUCAACUAUACAGCCAGGUCUUCAACCAGUUGGUAUCCGUAUCGCGACCCGAAGUUGCAGAGAUGACGAAACUCUACGAAAACUGUCAGAGGAUGAUUGGCAUUGCGUAUGCCAACGAGAUGGCGGAUGCCUGUAUUGGGCACAACAUUAAUCCCUUUGAAGUUUGCAAUGCGGCUGCCACAAAACCAUUCGGGUAUAUGCCAUUCACACCUAGCAUUGGUGUUGGUGGUCACUGUAUCCCUGUCAAUCCUUACUAUCUGCUGUCAAACACCCAGUUCCCCAUGCUUCAAGCGGCCACUGCUCGAAUGAGCAGCAGGCCGUCCCUCAUUGCAGAGAGGAUUGUCAGUCAGCUACGCAGCCACAAUUUAAAUGGAGUUCAACCUCGAGUUCUGAUCGUAGGCAUGGGUUUCAAGCGUGGCCAAGGUCACCUUUCACACUCCCCAGGCCUCGAGUUGGGCAAGAGUCUAGUGUUGUCCAACGCUGUGCGCGUAGCGUGGAUCGAUCCGCUGGUAAAACAAGAGCAAAUACCGCAGAUAGAGAGACUCGAUAGCUGUUACUGGAGUUGUGAGUAUCUCGAAGAAUCAUUUGAUUUCAUCGUAGUUGCUGUUCGCCAAGAAGGUCUGGACUUUGAAAUUUUGAAGCAGAUUCAAGGCGUAGAAAUACAAUAUUGGUGCUAG